AUUUUGUUUCACCAUUAGGUUCAAAAAAGAAAAUCGCACAUGGAAAAAGUCUUCUUCCCUGUUGUGUGUGGUCCCUGAUUACCUUCCCUGUCGUUGUGUCAAGAACUUCACGCUUGCUCAUCCGGUGAUUGUACUUCAAGAUUCAGCUCAUUGAAAAAGGUAAAUGUGAAACUUAGGAGAUCUACUCCAAAACUAUACGCAACUUGUGCACGUUAACGUUUUCUGAUUGUCCCUUAGAAAGUUUUUUUAUUCAGUUUGUUUUCGAAAUCCUCCGCCUCGCCAUCAUUCUCCGUCAUUGAUGAAAUAACCAAAAGCGAAAACAUGGAUGCGCCAGAGCCAGCAGCUGAAAUGGAUAUGUCCGCGGCGCACGAACCCUCACUGGCGGCGACUCCGGAAGCGCCACAUGAAUUGACGAUGCUGCAGAUAUCGAAUAUGAAUGGCGACACGCAGAAAGUAAAGAUCGAUCCCAGUAAAGUAAAGACUGUUGCAGACUUGUGCUCGUGGGAAUAUAUCGCGAAGUUUUUCGAUGAGACGCAACUGCUCCCGCCAACGCACCGGCUCUUGUGGCGAAAGGUCAAUGUGGAUUGUGAUCCACCCUCGGACGACGACGAGGGUGAAUCACAUGCGAGCCAUGCGUGGGACGAGAAUGCUACCUUUGAAAUUCUUGAGGGAGACGGUGACGGAGACGAGGCACCCGAGAACGCGACCGAUGACGGGGGAGCGAAGUUGCGUUUUUUGGAUCGGAGCGAGCUUUUAGCAGACGUGGCAGAGCACGAGAUACUCGUGAAUGGUACUGCGGCCGUUUUGUCUCUAGAGUUUGUGGUCGACGCGAAAAGCAGCUUUCCAUACGAAGAGCUAAAGCCGCGGCCUGAGGAGGAGGGGACUUUUUGGUGGAUUCGUUGGGUGAAAACCUUAGCUUCCAUGUCUUUGAAUGAAGUGCGCGACCUUGUGUAUGAUCAAGGUUGGGAAAUGCUAGAAGCCAUUUGGAACAGAAUGAAGUACUGGCUGGAUCAAGCGUUCCGCCGGGAAGACAAUCUUUUGGAUGCCCUCCUGCCUACCGUCUUGGAGCAAUCAUCGCACCGCCAUCACGAGCGUUUCUUGAGAAGUUUGUCCCAAACGAUCGGAUUGUGGCAUUGGACAAUAGCAAUUAUGGAACUUCCGGAAGAGGAAUGGCGCAAGCAUUUUUCGCUAGAUAGAGAAAAAAGGUUUUUUCCUCAAGAAGCACGAGAACGUUACGCGAAGCAACUAUGCGAACUGUUUCUCUUUUGCAGGAACGACAAACACAGGCGUGCGAUCAGCAGUUCCGAUGUCCAGGCCUUAACGCUUCGAGCUGCAAAUUUUACCACGUCCGAAGUUGUUGGGCUACUUUUCAAGCGAAACCCUUCUCCAUCUUGGCCCAGGGAUGAUACGUAUCGCAAUCCUGUUAUAAGGGCGUGGCGAGGUCAUUCUAUUCCGUUGGGUCACAUAAUUCGAGUAGUGGACAUUCGGACUGUCCUGGAUUAUUUUGAGAAGAGGCCGUGUCCUUCCAACAUCGCCGGUAAGGCCAGUCAGAUCGAUAAGUUUUGUGCGGAGUUGAUUGCUGCUUGCUGUGCCACGGAACGUCUCGACGUUGCGUUUUACAACGAGUUUGCCUUCCAUCCUAGCAAUCUGGUGAAUCGGUUUGCGCUUCCCCCUUGGCGUGAUUUGCUCAGCAAAAUCGACCUGGAAAUUAUCCGCAGGCACGAUUUAAUUUGUGCGGUGAAGGAUAUCUGUGAGGUCCAAAAGUACGGCUGCCCGGCACACGAUCUCACGAACGCAAUGUCUGCUUUGUCGGCGCUGCGCGUCAAACGCGACAAAGACAUUGUUGCCUUCUGCCAGGAAACGGGAUUAGCUCAGCGGUUGCAAGAGUAUACGCAGCGCACGUGGCCGGGGAAAGACUGGCAAGACUUUGCGCGCUAUGUUACAGGCGGAGAGGCUGAGGCUGACAAGCUGUGGGAGGCAUGACUUCGGCCGGUUUUUGCGUCAAGUCGCAUUCCGUUCGACUUUGUUGAUGUUGCGGAGGUAUACAUGGCAACAAAAUGAAAAUGCAUCUUGCACCAAAACUGAAUUGCAGUCGCACUAGCUUGAAGUGGCAAGAGUAUUGCCAUUGUGAGCGUCUCCCCGCUCCGUAUGUUCGUGGCUGUGCUCAUGCAUCUAUCCGAGCCAGUGCUAGAAUAAAGUUCGUGCGGUCUUUGCUUUUUUGCAGCGAGUUCGCUAGGAGAAAGAU
Messenger RNA from Amoebophrya sp. A120, 2245 nucleotides. NCBI's taxonomy places the organism in Eukaryota, Dinophyceae, Syndiniales, Amoebophryaceae. The record is from the annotation of a GenBank genome assembly.